Messenger RNA from Oncorhynchus mykiss (rainbow trout), 2123 nucleotides. Lineage: Eukaryota; Metazoa; Chordata; Actinopteri; Salmoniformes; Salmonidae. The record is from RefSeq and is a predicted model, not a curated record.
AUGUCGUCUCAUCUGACUAGAAAGCAAUGCAACACAGUGGCAGCCGUGCUCCACUUCAGAGUCCCCUAUCUAAAUCACGUUCCCAUACAAGAGGACUUCAGAGUCCGCUAUCUAAAUCACGUUCCCAUACAAGAUGACUUCAGAGUCCCCUAUCUAAAUCACGUUCCCAUACAAGAGGACUUCAGAGUCCGCUAUCUAAAUCACGUUCCCAUACAAGAUGACUUCAGAGUCCCCUAUCUAAAUCACGUUCCCAUACAAGAGGACUUCAGAGUCCCCUAUCUAAAUCACGUUCCCAUACAAGAUGACUUCAGAGUCCGCAAUCUAAAUCACGUUCCCAUACAAGAUGACUUCAGAGUCCCCUAUCUAAAUCACGUUCCCAUACAAGAGGACUUCAGAGUCCCCUAUCUAAAUCACGUUCCCAUACAAGAUGACUUCAGAGUCCCCUAUCUAAAUCACGUUACCAUACAAGAUGACUUCAGAGUCCCCUAUCUAAAUCACAUUACCAUACAAGAUUACUUCAGAGUCCCCUAUCUAAAUCACAUUCCCAUACAAGAGGACUUCAGAGUCCCCUAUCUAAAUCACGUUCCCAUACAAGAUGACUUCAGAGUCCCCUAUCUAAAUCAUGUUACCAUACAAGAUGACUUCAGAGUCCCCUAUCUAAAUCACGUUCCCAUACAAGAGGACUUCAGAGUCCCCUAUCUACAUACAAGAUUACUUCAGAGUCCCCUAUCUAAAUCACUUUACCAUACAAGAUUACUUCAGAGUCCCCUAUCUAAAUCACGUUCCCAUACAAGAGGACUUCAGAGUCCCCUAUCUAAAUCACGUUCCCAUACAAGAUUACUUCAGAGUCCCCUAUCUAAAUCACGUUCCCAUACAAGAGGACUUCAGAGUCCCCUAUCUAAAUCACCUUACCAUACAAGAUGACUUCAGAGUCCCCUAUCUAAAUCACGUUCCCAUACAAGAAGACUUCAGAGUCCCCUAUCUAAAUCACCUUACCAUACAAGAUGACAGAGAUACAAGAGGUUUUAGCAUGUCGUUUAAAUAACUUUGUUGUUGUUGUUGUUGGGAAAAUUGAUGUAGGACAUUGGGACAAUUAUAGGACUGCAUCCAUAGACCAGAGAGAGACAUAUUCACAUAGAGACACAAUCCAUUCACACUGGGUCACAAACAUACACAAGACACAUACCUCGUAGCUCUACCACCACGUUUCAGUCGGUGAAUGGUACAAGGCUAUCGUUCGACUGGCGCGUAGGAUACCUCGCAUUGUCCGCGUUAUCAUGCGCGCGUUGUUUUUUUUUGUACAUUUGUAUCUUAUGUUUUAGUAAAUGUCAACUUGUUUUAUAGGCUUCCCCUUCCACUUUGUAUAUCAUUCAAAACUUUUACUGUAAAACUUUCCAAAAUUCUUAUAUACCGAUUCACGUUCUUCCACGUGAACAUGGUGGCGAUAGAUUGCACUGAACAAGGUCAUUAUAGAUUACAUUAUAGGACUAUUGGAUAGAUUUUAAAGAACACGGAAACACAAUCCUGAAACAGUGGUAGAAGACCUGAAAUUGUUUUUAGCGAUGUUGUUUUCAAAAAAUGAAAAAUAAAAUUUAAAAAAGUAUUUAAUGCUAAAAAAUGAAUGACGACGUCAUGACUGGAAAUGUCUUACAGCUAUUUUCUUAUUUUGUUUUUGCGCUUUUGUGUUUGAUAUUGUUUCUCUCCUCAGACAAUCAUGAAGUAGACUAGAUACUGCAUAUCGCUCGAGUACCCAAAGGGUACCCUAUUCCCUAUAUAGUGCACUACUUUUGGGCCCUUGUUAACAGUAGUGCACUAAUAUAAGGAAUAAGAUGCCAUUUUUGAGAUGCAUCCAUGAUGUUAAUUAACAUCUGAAUGGUUUCCUUGGUUUCACCCCCCCCCCCCCCCCCCCCCCAUGUGGGCUGUUUUAACAACUUCCUGUUUAUAUCACCAUGCCAACUUCACACUCUUGAGAAAUAUGUGUGUCAAUAUAAUUUUGUUUUAUAUUGGAGACCAUCAAUUAUAUAUGGAUACUAUUUUGUGUCGGUUUUGGGUACAUUGUUAAACGUUUGUAUGUAUGUUUUAGUUUUUUUUGUGUUGAAAUAAAGAUUUAGUCCUUGGUUAAA